CACAAUGAUAUGUGAUAAACAUUCGAUGAAAUGUUUACAAAUUCUUUUGAAAUUCUUUGAAAUUUUCUUCAGUUUUGUUUUUGAAGUUUUUUUUCCUUUGCAGCAAUAAUAAUCAUCGUCCAAAAAUGCGUGUUACAGUAUUGGAAAUAUCGGCACAAUUAGAAAAUGUUACAAAUUUAACAAUACCAUUCGAUUAUGAAUAUCAUAUGUAUUUUUGUUGUAAAAAUUGUAUGGCAAAAACGGAUCUAAUAAAAUUUUCUGCCGAUAAUAAAGUACCAUUAAUGGGUGGUAAAUCAUUUGUUAAUCUAAUAUUUCGUUGUAAACAAUGUCAACGACCAUCAAAUGUAUCGAUAAUAAAUGAAUCAAUAAGACCAUACCGAGAAGAAGAUUCAUCAACAUUUCAACCAUUAUGUGAAUUUGAUUGUCGUGGUUGUGAUCCAAUCGAAUUCAUACCUGUUGGGCCAUUUUUUUGUCAAUCAACUAUUGAUCCACAUCAACAUCGACAACAAAACGAACAAAAACAAUUUUAUGAUGUUGAUUUACGUGAUAAGGAUUGGGCUGAAUAUGAUGAACAUUCGAAUAAUUCUGUUGGUAUUUAUUCAUUUAAACAUCGUUUUACAUCGAUCAAAAAAGAAUGUCAUCGUUAAAUGUACGAAAACAUUCAUUGAACAGAACAAAAAAAAAAACAUCCUUGAAGUCAACUGUCAAUUCCUUUG
Molecule: messenger RNA, 716 nt
Organism: Dermatophagoides pteronyssinus (European house dust mite)
Lineage: Eukaryota; Metazoa; Arthropoda; Arachnida; Sarcoptiformes; Pyroglyphidae
Product: CXXC motif containing zinc binding protein pseudogene
Source: RefSeq, a predicted model, not a curated record